GUCAGACUCUGGAUAUAAAAAAUGUUCUGCAGAGAAGAAAAAUGUGGAGUCAUGUAGGAAAGGCCGCAGAGGAGUGAAGCUUAGCUGCAAAGACUGUGGCAAAAUAUUUGUUGGAAAACGGUAUUUAAACAGACACAUGAGAAUCCAUACAGGAGAAAAGCCUUUUUGUUGUGAUUUAUGUGGAAAAAGAUUUAACGAUACAUCCUCUUUAAAAAGACAUACGAGAAUCCAUACAGGAGAAAAGCCUUUUUGUUGUGAUUUAUGUGGAAAAAGAUUCAACGAUAAAUCCUCUUUAAAUAGACAUAUGAGAAUCCAUACAGGACAGAAGCCUUUCUGUUGUGAUCUAUGUGGAAAAAGCUUUAGCGAUAAAGGACAUUUAAACAGACACAUGAGAUCCCAUACAGGACAGAAGCCUUUCUGUUGUGAUCUAUGUGGAAAAAGCUUUAUCUCCAAAUUAAAUUUAAACAUACACAUGAGAGUCCAUACAGGACAGAAGCCUUUCUCUUGUGAUCUAUGUGGAAAAAGCUUUAGCAUCAAAUCAAGUUUAAACAGACACAUGAGAAUCCAUACAGGACAGAAGCCUUUCUCUUGUGAUCUAUGUGGAAAAAGCUUUAGCGAAAAAGGACAUUUAAACAGACACAUGAGAACCCAUACAGGACAGAAGCCUUUCUGUUGUAAUCUAUGUGGUAAAAGCUUUAUCUCCAAAUUAAAUUUAAACAUACAUAUGAGAGUCCAUACAGGACAGCAGUCUUUCUGUUGUGAUCUAUGUGGAAAAAGCUUUAACCAAAAAUCAUAUUUCAUGACACACAUGAGAACCCAUACAGGACAGCAGCCUUUCUGUUGCGAUCUAUGUGGAAAAAGCUUUAGCUCCAAAUUAAAUUUAAACACACACAUGAGAAUCCAUACUGGACAGCAGUCUUUCUGUUGUGAUCUAUGUGGAAAAAGCUUUAACCAAAAAUCAUAUUUCAUGACACACAUGAGAACCCAUACAGGACAGCAGCCUUUCUGUUGCGAUCUAUGUGGAAAAAGCUUUAGCUCCAAAUCAAAUUUAAACACACACAUGAGAAUCCAUACUGGACAGCAGCCUUUCUGUUGUGAUGUAUGUGGAAAAAGAUUUAGCCAAAAAUCUAAUUUAAGCACACACAUGAGAAUCCAUACAGGACAGAAGCCUUUCUGUUGUGAUCUAUGUGGAAAACGAUUUAGCCAAAAAUAUAAUUCAAACAAACACCUGACAACUCAUACAGGACAGCAGCCAUUCUGUUGUGAUCUAUGUGGAAAACGAUUUAGCCAAAAAUCAACUUUAAACCAACACAUGACAACUCAUACAGGACAGAAGCCUUUCUAUUGUGAUUUAUGUGGAAAACGAUUUAGCCAAAAAUCAACUUUAAACAAACACAUGAAAAUCCAUACAGGACAGGUGCCUUUCUGUUGAUUUCUGAUGAUUAAAACGUAGAUAAAUAAAAAUGUAAACAAUGUAUAGGGCUGGACGAUAUAGGAAAAAAAGCUUAUCGAUUAAAAAAAUGCA
Messenger RNA from Fundulus heteroclitus (mummichog), 1525 nucleotides. RefSeq names its product gastrula zinc finger protein XlCGF57.1-like. The transcript has a single exon. Bases 137 to 1432 code for a protein of 431 amino acids. The record is from RefSeq and is a predicted model, not a curated record. Gene Ontology annotation, biological process: negative regulation of transcription by RNA polymerase II; regulation of cytokine production; regulation of immune system process. Lineage: Eukaryota; Metazoa; Chordata; Actinopteri; Cyprinodontiformes; Fundulidae.